This is a messenger RNA of Melanotaenia boesemani (Boeseman's rainbowfish), 2220 nucleotides long. RefSeq lists its product as uncharacterized. Lineage: Eukaryota; Metazoa; Chordata; Actinopteri; Atheriniformes; Melanotaeniidae. Gene Ontology annotation, molecular function: protein binding; peptidyl-prolyl cis-trans isomerase activity. The record is from RefSeq and is a predicted model, not a curated record. The transcript has 8 exons. Bases 1 to 2220 code for a protein of 739 amino acids.
AUGGAGGAGACAUACCUUCUCAACCAUCCAGGAGUCAAGAAGAAAAUUCUGGCAGGAGGCACAGGACCACUGCCACACUUUCCACCUGGGACAAAGCUGGUCUUCCAUUUCCAGACACUGCUGGACAAUUUUGAACGGACCAUCAUAGAUGACAGCCGACUGGCUGGUAGACCAGCUGAGAUCUAUGUCGGAAAGAUGUUCAAGAUGGAAGUGUGGGAAACCCUGCUGACAUCCAUGAGGGUUGGAGAAGUGGCUGAAUUCUGGUGUGAUGCCAUUCACACAGGCCUGUACCCCAUUGUAUCCAAAGGAAUGAGACUGAUUGCUCAAGGAAAAGACCCUUUAGCGGGCCAGAGGCACAUGUGUGGCAUGGGAAACCUGUUCCACUAUCACUCCACCGGUUUCCCAGAGCUCGAUGAAAUAAUGCGAACUCCACAGCCAUUAAUAUUCAUCAUGGAGCUGUUGCAGGUGGGGGAUCCCUUGUCCUACCACAGAGAGUCGUGGAUGAUGGAAAAAGAUGAGAAGCUGCAAACAGUGCCAACUCUCCACAUGCAGGGCAAUGCUCUGGUCAAGCAGAAAGAAUUCAGAGAAGCUGCCAGCAAGUACAAAGAGGCUGUUCUGCUGCUGAAAACUGUCCAGUCCAGGGAGAUGCCGGGUGAUGUGGACUACAUUAACUUAGGUCGAAUGAUUGUCCCCCUGGAACUGAACUACUGCCAGUGUAUGUUGGAGCUGGAGGAGUACUAUGAAGUCAUAGAGCACACCACUGAACUGCUUGAAAAGCACAACGACUGUGUGAAGGGCUACUAUAAGAGAGCCAAGGCUCACGCUGCUGUGUGGAAUGAAAGGGAAGCCCGAAGAGACUUCAACAUGGUGGCCCAGCUGGACAUCACUCUGGCCUCGCUUGUCCAUCGAGAGCUGAAAGCCCUGUCAGAGCGUAUGAAGGAGAAGUACUGGGAGGAGAAAGAGCAGUACUGGAACAUGCUGGAGAAAACACAGCAGAAAAAUGAGGAGCAGGUAGAAGGAGAGGGACACGAUGAGGAGGAUAAGGAGCAAGAAGAGAAAAGCAAACAAGAAGACCCCGAAAGUGUGACAAUUACAACUGAAGAUAAAGUGGGGAAAAUAAAAUGUGCUGAAGUUGAAAAAGAGGAGCUUGAAGAAAAGAUUACACCAUCUGAGGGAAUCACGAAGGAAACAAGCUGUUCUACAAUCAAUCUAAACACUUGUGAUAGAAGCGAGGGGAAGGACUGGCAGCAGAUGUUACGACUUGUGAUGUUGUUGCAGAAUGAAGGAAAUUUCCUCAUUAAAGAAAACCGCUUUCAAGAAGCUGCUCUCAAAUUCAAAGAAGCUUUAGAAUAUGUGGAUUUACUACAAAACAAGGUGGAUCAGAAGGGUGAGGACUGGGAGUCGCUGGCAAAAGUGUGUCUUCCAAUCACUCUCAACCUCAGCCAGUGCAUGCUGGAGAUGAAACAAUACCAGCAAGUGGUGGAGCUCAACAACAAGCUGCUAAAGAGGCAUAAAGGUAACUUUAAAGCAGUGUACCAGAGGGCACAAGCACAUGCAGCAUUAUGCCAUGAGGGUGAAGCACGGAGAGACUUUGCUACGGUGGAAAAAUUGGACCCAAAGUUCAAACCUUUUGUUCAGCAAGAGCUGAAAAGAUUGGGGGAAAGGGUCCGUGCUCUGCAUGUCAGUCAAAACAAGACAUACCAGGAUGCGACGGAAGAGAAGUGGGGGCCUGGUGGAAGCAAGACCAAGAGUGCAGCAAAAAAAAGGAGCGUCAAAUCUAAUAUAAAUCUAAAUGAAGUAGAUGAGAAAACUAAGGGCAAUGAGGUUCAAGAGAAAGAAAACUCAGAGGAAAAGCACCUUUCUGAGAAGGAAGGGGAAGAUGAUGCAGUAAUCAAGAUAAAUUCUGAUGUGGAAGCAAAGCAGAGUAAUAAAGAGGCAGAGUGUGGGCGGUUAGAAAAUGAAAAUACAGGGAGGGUCGUGGCUCUUGCAGCCGAGCCAGGUGGACCAGAUAACAGUCUAACAGACAAAGAUAGUAAUCCUGCGGUGACCAGGUCAGGCAAAGAUAAUGUAGAGAGCAAGAGAUCAGCGCGUGACAAACGCAGAAAGAAGGUCAAAUGCCAAUUAAGUGGUGCACCAAACCAAAGCAAACCAAGCCCAGGGAACAAAAGCUCCACUGGUAAGACAGGAAAAAGUGCUCCAUCAAAACAGACCAAUGAGUAG